UUCCACCGGCACCAGACGGAGAUGAUCAUCACCAAGCAGGGCCGGCGGAUGUUUCCGUUCCUGAGCUUUAAUAUCACCGGCCUCAACCCCACCGCCCACUACAACGUCUUCGUGGAGGUGGUGCUGGCGGACCCCAACCACUGGCGCUUCCAAGGGGGAAAAUGGGUGACGUGCGGCAAAGCCGACAACAACAUGCAGGGCAACAAGGUGUACGUGCACCCCGAGUCGCCCAACACCGGAGCGCACUGGAUGCGGCAGGAGAUCUCUUUCGGCAAGUUGAAGCUGACCAACAACAAGGGAGCCAACAACAACAACGCGCAGAUGAUAGUCCUGCAGUCUCUACACAAGUACCAGCCUCGGCUUCACAUAGUGGAAGUGACUGAAGAUGGUGUUGAGGAUCUGAAUGAUUCUUCAAAGACUCAAACGUUUAUUUUCCCCGAAACGCAGUUCAUAGCAGUUACAGCCUAUCAAAACACCGAUAUUACUCAGCUCAAAAUUGAUCAUAAUCCUUUUGCAAAGGGCUUCAGAGACAACUAUGACUCCAUGUACACAGCUUCAGAAAAUGACAGAUUAACUCCAUCUCCCACGGAUUCUCCUAGAUCCCACCAGAUUGUCCCUGGUGCCCGAUACAGCGUGCAGCCAUUCUUCCAAGAACAGUUUGUCAACAACCUGCCCCCCACCAGAUUUUACAACGGCGAAAGAACCGUCCCGCAGACCAACGGCUUGCUGUCCCCGCAGCAGAGCGAAGAGGUGGCCAGCUCUCCCCAGCGGUGGUUUGUUACUCCCAUGCAGCAGCCCAGCGCCAACAAACUGGACAUGAACUCCUACGAGACGGAGUAUUCUCCUAGCACCUUGCUCCCCUACGGCAUUAAAUCACUCCCGCUUCAGACAUCCCAUGCCUUGGGGUAUUACCCUGACCCAACGUUUCCAUCCAUGGCAGGCUGGGGGAGUAGGGGCUCCUACCAGAGAAAAAUGACCACGGGAUUACCGUGGAGCUCCCGGACAAGCCCUCCGGGCUUCUCGGAAGACCAGCUUUCCAAGGAGAAGGUGAAAGAAGAAAUUGGCUCAUCCUGGAUAGAGACUCCACCCUCCAUCAAGUCUCUAGAUUCCAACGAUUCUGGGGUCUACACAGGUGCUUGUAAGAGAAGGCGGCUCUCCCCUAGCACUUCCAGCAAUGAAAAUUCCCCAUCCAUGAAAUGUGAGGACAUUAAUGCUGAGGACUAUAGCAAAGACACUUCAAAAGGCAUGGGCUACUACGCAUUCUAUACUAGUUCUUAAAGCAUCCUUUUGUUCCAAUUGGCUAUUUUUUCAGGGUGGCCUUUGUUUUCUCUUGCAUUAUGAUUGCCAAAAAGACUCUUGCCUUCCACCUUAAAUUGUCAUGUGCAAUUCUAAAGAAGGUGCCAAAGCUUUUUGACUGUUGCAGGUUAUUAAGUAGGAAAAGUAAAUCACGAUAUGAUUUUUCUGUUAGAAGAAACAGCGUGUGGAAAAGCUGUAAGCAGGAGCCUAGAUUUCUACAAGGUGGUUUAUUUAUUGGAGAUACUGAAGCGUACAGUUUGGCUUGGCUCAGAGGCCAAGGAUCAAAUCCAUACACUGAGUGAGGAAAUAGCAGUUGGAUUCCAAAUUUCACUUUCUUCCCUGCCUUGCCCCUCUGAUAAAGGGCACAGGGGUGGGGGGCUGCACAUGCUGUUUUAAACAGAACUGUUUUCUUCCAUUCUUGUUUGCAGAUUAGUUGGCUGACUUGGGCGUUGCUCAGCUAAGGCUUUCUUUAGCAGAAGGUGGUUAAAAUAAGGCCUGCUCAAGGCAGGAAUUUAACUUGAAGGUCUUGCUGCUGGCAAUGCUUUUACAAUGGCCAAAUCUGACUUUUAAGGAAAACAUGCCUCCAUCCCAAAAGCCUAACCCUUACUGAGGUGGCAAAAAAUUCCAAGUGUACAGUUGUGUUUUGUCUAGGUACACUGUAGAAUAUUGUGGAAUAAUAUAUAAAUAGUUGACCUAUAGCUGUUCAGUCAGAAGGACCUCCAGUGGUGCUUUGAAGUUCAAAAUGCAUUUUUUUUUUGGUUAAUCGAACUUAGCAUAUGGAGCAUUGCAAAGAGCAUUAGCAGAUUUCUAUUUGCGUGUAUGUAAAGUGACUUUCAGCUGCCCUGUAUCAAACUGGAAGUGAUGUAAUCUGCCCACUCUUCUUGCCUAUAGUUUCAGCCAUUUUAAACGGAUCAACCCCAGAGCACUGGCACACAAAAUUCUCCUGGUGAAACUUGGUUCCGCUUUUAUAUGUACAUAGUAGUAAUUUUUAAUAAACGUGGUGGUGCCAGGGAUAA
Meleagris gallopavo (turkey) is the source of this 2312-nucleotide messenger RNA. It is a transcript of the gene EOMES, whose product is annotated as eomesodermin. Gene Ontology annotation, cellular component: chromatin; nucleus. The record is from RefSeq and is a predicted model, not a curated record. Gene Ontology annotation, molecular function: RNA polymerase II cis-regulatory region sequence-specific DNA binding; DNA-binding transcription factor activity, RNA polymerase II-specific. Lineage: Eukaryota; Metazoa; Chordata; Aves; Galliformes; Phasianidae. Gene Ontology annotation, biological process: regulation of transcription by RNA polymerase II; CD8-positive, alpha-beta T cell differentiation involved in immune response; endodermal cell fate specification.